AUGCCAACCAACUCCGCCGCCUGGCUCACUGCCGAAAAAAAGACCCCCCUCGAGAUCGGUCCAGCCCCGUACACGCCUCCGCGCGAGAAUGAGGUGGUGAUCAAGAACGGCGCAGUUGCCAUCAAUCCGGUCGAUUGGAAGCUGCAGUAUCUGGCCAUUUUCCCCCAGAACUAUCCCAACAUCCUGGGCCAGGACGUCGCCGGCGAAGUCGUCGAGGUCGGGAGCGCUGUAACGCGCUUCUCCCUCUACACUGUCGUGCCGGAACACGUCGUCUCGCCCAUCCCCAGCAGCCUGUCCUACGAGGCCGCUUCUGUCUUGCCCUUGGGGCUGUCGACCGCCGCCGUGGGCCUGUUUCACAAAGAUUUUCUGAAUCUGCAGCGUCCAUCUAUCCCCAGCCACAAGCCCACGGGCCAGACACUCCUCGUCUGGGGCGGCGCGUCCAGUGUUGGCAGCAACGCCAUCCAGCUGGCGGUCCAUGCCGGCUACGAGGUCAUCACCACCGCCUCACCAAGGAACUUCGACUAUGUCAAGAAACUCGGAGCCAGCGAAGCGUUUGACUACAACAGUCCGACCGUAGUCGACGACCUGGUGACGGCCCUGAAGGGCAAAAAGCUGGCUGGUGCUUACGAUGCCGUCGGCGUGUUCCACCCCACCUUGGACGUACUGACGCGGCUAGGGGGCGAGCACUUCAUCGCAACGGUGCUCUCCGUGCCGAAGGACUUGCCCAGCGGCAUCUCUGCCAAAGGGAUCUAUGCUGUCGUCGCCAUCACCGACGUCGAGUUCGGUCUGUCCAUCUCCCGGGAUUUCCUGCCGCAGGCGCUGGCAGAGGGCAAGUAUGCCGCUGCUCCGGAGCCGCUGGUCGUUGGCAAGGAACUGGAACAUGUGCAGGAGGGAAUGGACCUGAACAAGAAGGGUGUGUCUGCGAGGAAGGUGGUCGUCAGCUUAUAA
Rasamsonia emersonii CBS 393.64 is the source of this 948-nucleotide messenger RNA. Its product is annotated as Oxidoreductase, zinc-binding dehydrogenase family protein. The transcript has 2 exons. NCBI's taxonomy places the organism in Eukaryota, Fungi, Ascomycota, Eurotiomycetes, Eurotiales, Trichocomaceae. The coding region runs from base 1 to 948 and encodes 315 amino acids. The record is from RefSeq and is a predicted model, not a curated record. Gene Ontology annotation, molecular function: oxidoreductase activity, acting on NAD(P)H.